Phyllostomus discolor (pale spear-nosed bat) is the source of this 2263-nucleotide messenger RNA. It is a transcript of the gene FUNDC2, whose product is annotated as FUN14 domain containing 2. Gene Ontology annotation, biological process: autophagy of mitochondrion. Gene Ontology annotation, cellular component: mitochondrial outer membrane. The record is from RefSeq and is a predicted model, not a curated record. The transcript is spliced from 5 exons. NCBI's taxonomy places the organism in Eukaryota, Metazoa, Chordata, Mammalia, Chiroptera, Phyllostomidae. The coding region runs from base 59 to 616 and encodes 185 amino acids.
GGGGGUAGGGAGUGACCGCCGCGAGCCUAGCCCGCCCUCUUCCGCUGCGGCGCUGGGAAUGGAAACAUCUGCGCCACGUGCCGGAAGCCAGGUUGCGGCGAAAACAGCACGCCACUCCCUGUCCUACGGCGCUGAGCCUCCGCGGGAGUCCUCGCGAGACGAGAUCGCUGAAAUGGCCGCGUCCAGUCAAGGAAAUUUUGAUGCACUAGACCUUGCAGAACUUGCUAAAAAGCAACCAUGGUGGCGCAAGCUAUUCGGCCAGGAGUCUGGGCCCUCAGCUGAAAAGUAUAGCGUGGCAACCCAGCUGUUAAUUGGAGGUGUCACUGGAUGGUGUACGGGUUUCAUAUUCCAGAAGGUUGGGAAGUUGGCUGCAACAGCUGUGGGUGGAGGAUUUUUUCUCCUUCAGGUUGCAAACCAUACUGGGUACAUCAAAGUUGACUGGCAACGCGUAGAGAAGGAUAUGAAGAGAGCCAAGGAACAGCUGAAGAUCCGUAAGAGCAACCACUUACCUACAGAGGUGAAAAGCAAAGCUGAGGAGGUGGUGUCAUUUGUGAAGAAGAAUGUUCUAGUGACUGGAGGAUUUUUUGGAGGCUUUUUGCUUGGCAUGGCAUCCUAAGGAGGACGACUCAUUGUUCCUGCUUUUUCCAACUAGCUGCCUCUUCACUCCAUCAUAGGACAUCAAGUCUUCUCUUCCUCCUCCUCUUCUCCUGUGCCUUUCUCCCCGCUGCAGCAUAUCUGAAUGGCUUCUGUAGGCAUCUGUUGGUACAAACUGAUAUGGCCCUACUGUGAGCCUCAUGACAACAACGGAAGAGACAAUAGACAUUAACUCUCCUCCCAGAACACUCCCUAUUUGACUAAUCUGUAGGUCAACAAGAAUGUUCCUUUCCCCCUACGUAUGAUACUUACUAGAACUUACUGCAAGAUGGCUCACCAUGGAGGAUGAGUGGAUCCUCAAAAGUUGUCCCAAACAAUUUGGAAAAGGCAUAACAAGCACAUGGAUAACCAUAUUAUGUGCUACAUGGAAAGGAACUGAAUACAUUUGCCUUUAAGCAUGAAAGAUUUUGGUAUCUUGGUGUCUACUUUCUUUUUUAGUUGGUUUUAGAUUAUAGAAACAGAGAUAUUUAUACCUGAUAAAUUAUCCUGACAAAAUAAUGGCACAAGUACUAUAAUUGAAAAAUUAUGAAUGUAGAAUGAACUUGCACUAAAGGUAUAUAUGCUGAACAGAAGAUACUGUGUUUGGUGGGAAAAUCUUUAGGGAAAUAACCAAUAGGUACAUCGUUGGAAGUCAGACUUAAUCAUUCAUGGGCAUUAAGAUAUUAUCCAGGAGGUGGGGGUUUCUACCAUAUAGGAUAGUGCUCAUGACUAUUCCCAAAGGGUUUGUUUAUGGUAAAAGAAGUGACUUUAGGUGGGAGAAGGAAUAAGCUUUUGGGUUUUUCAUAAAAAAGAUUUUAAGCUUUGAAUUGUGAAGUAUUCUUUACUUGUCAAAACAUUGGAUGGUCAUAGUUUAUCUGCCAAUUCUAUUUCUUUGUCCAGUUAGCAUAAAAUACAUAACAUUUGAACCAGAGUUUUAAAGGGAUAGCAUUUUAGAUUUUCAGAAUUGAGAAUGGUGGCAAUAGCAUAUGUAAAAUAAAUUAUUUACAUUGUGAAUUGUAAUGUCUCAUGAUGACUCUGACUCUUACACUUAAUUCUUUAAAAUAAAAGUUUAUAGAAACACAUAUGCUUAGAAUCUUAGCACAUUUUGCUCUAAUGGCCUGAUAUCACAUCUGCAAUCCUAUCUAGAAUAUAUGCUUCUAGAGGGCAAGUCUUGUGUGUUCACCAUUAUACCUAUCAGGCCUAGCACUUAAUGGGUACUCACUGUUUGUUGAAUAUAUGAAUAAUGAUCUCAUACAAAGGUAUCUGGAGAAGGGACUGAUGCAAAAAAUUGAGACUAUGAGUUCUGGGAAUGCAGAACAUUUGGAAUUAAUUUGUAAACUUGCAGGUGAUCCCUUGCAAGUUUAAGCCCUUCCUUUUAAAAUAUUUGCCUUUUAACUUAGCUUGGGAAUGAUGUAUUGAACAUGGAUAUUAUAACUACCAGUGGAUUUGUGGAACUUUUUAGAAUUCAUGUGUUCCCAUUUUUCUCAUUACAUUACGGUAGUACUUUAAAGCAGCAUAAGCUAUUUUGCUUACAAUAUUUAUGAAUUGUCCCCAAUAAUACUAUAAGCCUCUUUGUUGCAUAUUUUUAUACAAGAACUUAAAUUUUUUUUCACAUUUUAUUACGGAAACU